This is a messenger RNA of Rotaria sp. Silwood1, 1389 nucleotides long. NCBI's taxonomy places the organism in Eukaryota, Metazoa, Rotifera, Eurotatoria, Philodinida, Philodinidae. The record is from the annotation of a GenBank genome assembly.
AUGAAUGAAAAACGUGCGUCAAUUCGAAUGACAAUGCUGGAUGAACGAUAUUUUUCUGACACUGAUUUACAAGAACGUCACCAGAAAUUAGAUCAGGAUAUAAAAAAUCUUGAUUUAUCAAUGUUAGAAAUAAGUGAAGAGGAUAUAUAUGAUGAAUGGUGUGAUCCAAAAAUGCCUCGUAUAGUCCGUUUUGAAGAAGUAGCUGCUGCAGCAUAUCGUAUUAAAUAUGGUGUUCCAAAAACACCAUGUACAAGUUCACAUGUGUCAAAACUAGCUGGCAUGAGUUUGUAUUUUAAAAAAGAUUUUUUAUUACAUACAGGUAGUUUUAAAGAACGAGGUGCAAGAAAUACUUUAAUGAUUUUACCACCGGAAGAAAAAGCUCGAGGAGUAAUUGCAGCUAGUGCAGGUAAUCAUGCUUUAGCUGUUUGUUAUCAUGGUCAACAAUUGGGUAUACCUGUUGUGGUUGUUAUGCCACGACAUGCACCAAUUAUGAAAAUAAAUAAUUGCAAAUCAUUUGGAGCUGUUGUUCUUGUUAAAGGAAUCGAUUUAGCUGAAUCAAAACGAUUAGCAUUAAAAUUGGCCAAAGUAUUUGGUUUACGAUAUAUUAAUGGUUUUGAUCAUCCACAUAUUUUAGCUGGUCAAGGAAGUCUAGGUCUUGAAGUUCUUGAUCAAGUUCCAGAUGUUGAUGCUAUUAUUGUACCUACAGGUGGUGGUGGUCUUUUAGCUGGCGUUGCUGCGGCUGUGAAAGCGGUUAAUCCCCGUGUACAAAUUAUUUCAGCUGAAUCUGAACGUGCACCUGGAUUUAAAGCAGCAAUGAAAGCUGGUCGACCUGUUUUUACAGAAUGUCAUUCGACACUAGCCGAUGGUCUUGCUGUUUCUCUGGUUGGUGGAAAUGCUUAUGCAACAGCAGCACCAUUGAUUGAUAGAGUUGUUUCUGUAAGUGAAGAAUAUAUUGCUAUAGCUAUAUUACGUUUGGUUGAAAUGGAAAAAGCUGUUGUUGAAGGAGCUGGUGCUACAGGUCUAGCAGCUGUUUUACAAGGUUUAUUACCAGAAUUGAAAGGAAAAAAAGUAGUAAUACCAUUAUGUGGUGGUAAUAUCGAUACAACUGUACUUGGUCGUGUACUUGAACGUGGUCUUGUUGCUGAUAAACGUUUAUUAAAAGUCUGGUUAAUUGUUAGUGAUCGUCCGGGAUCAUUGGCACAAAUGUGCAAAUUAUUUAGUACAGCCGGUGCUAGUGUUAAAGAUAUUUAUCAUGAACGAGCUUGGCUUAAAUCGGAUAUGUUUUCAGUUCAAAUUCAAGUUGUAUUGGAAGUACGUGAUAGUGAACAUGCUGAUGAAGUAACGAAGAUCAUAUCUGAAAAUUAUGAGGAUGUUAAAUUUUAUCAAUAA